Molecule: messenger RNA, 1877 nt
Organism: Salvelinus namaycush (lake trout)
Lineage: Eukaryota; Metazoa; Chordata; Actinopteri; Salmoniformes; Salmonidae
Product: ganglioside-induced differentiation-associated protein 1-like 1
Exons: 6
Coding region: 205-1308 (367 amino acids)
Source: RefSeq, a predicted model, not a curated record
CGUUCUAGAAAGAUAUCUAGAAUUCAGUACCGGGCGCUGUCCAAAAUUUAUGCUGCCGCGUCGCGUCGAAUCUAUGAUGCUCUGUUCGUGGUGCUGAAAUCCUUUGCGCUCUUGUUCUCUCUCCUUUUCUCUCUGUCCCUCCCUCCUUCCAUCUCUCCUCUCUCCCUCCCUUGGUCCUCUUUUACAUUCACAAAACCCUCUGUCAUGGCGUCUUCCAACAAUGUUACCCCCACCAACUGUAGCUGGUGGCCCAUCUCAGCCAUGGAUGAAGACGGUGAAAUAACAGAUAUGGAGAAAAGCGAAGAGACAGCUAUAGAGUCGAAACCUAAUUUCUCUAAAGACAAGCUUGUUUUAUAUCACUGGACGCAGUCUUUCACCUCUCAAAAGGUGCGUCUGGUGAUCAAUGAGAAGGGUCUGCUGUGUGAAGAGAGGGACGUAAGUCUCCCUAUAGCCGAGCACAAGGAGCCCUGGUUCAUGAGGCUCAACCUGGGGGAGGAGGUGGCCGUCUUCAUCCACGGAGACACCAUCGUCUCAGACUACAACCAGAUUAUAGAGUACCUAGAGGCUCAUUUUGGGGGAGAAACGGUGGCCCAGCUAAUUCCCGAUGCUGGCUCUCCACUCCACGAGCGUGUGCAGCAGUACCGUGAGCUGCUGGACGGCCUGCCCAUGGAUGCUUACACACACGGCUGUAUCCUGCACCCAGAGCUCACCACCGACUCCAUGAUCCCAAAGUAUGCCACAGCUGAAAUACGUAGACACUUGACCAACGCUGCGUCUGAGCUGAUGAAGCUGGACCAUGAGGAGCCCACUCUGACAGAGCCAUACCUCUCCAAGCAGAAAAAACUCAUGGCAAAAAUAUUGGACCACGACAAUGUCAGCUACCUGAAGAAGAUCCUUGGCGAGUUGGCGAUGGUACUAGAUCAGGUGGAGGCCGAGCUAGAAAAGAGGAAAAUCGAGUAUAAAGGUCAAAAGUGUGAGUUGUGGCUAUGUGGACCUGAAUUUACACUAGCUGAUGUCUGCCUGGGAGCCUUGUUGCACAGGCUUAAGUUCUUGGGACUCUCAAAGAAAUACUGGGAGGACGGCAGCCGACCCAACCUCCAGUCCUUUUUCGAGCGGGUGCAAAAACGCUACGCUUUCCGCAAGGUUUUGGGCGACAUCCACACAACCCUCCUGUCAGCAGUUCUACCUAACGCAUUCCGAAUGGUAAAAAAGAAGCCGCCAUCUUUUUUCGGGGCCUCUUUCCUCAUGGGUUCUCUGGGAGGGAUGGGAUACUUUGCCUAUUGGUUUUUAAAAAAGAAAUAUGUGUAGUGAACGCCACCACCUCCUUGUGUUAAAUGUCUGUGUAUUUGUGUGAUGUUUAAACUUUUCUGUAAUGUUUUACGACAGCAGGAAAAUAUGAAUCUAUAUAGAGAACAAUAUUACUUACCUGGGUGAACAAAGAAUAUACAAACAUUCCAUACACAAAGGAAUUCUUAACAGCAAAUUUUUCUGGUAUUCAAUGCCUUCAUCUAUUUAAUUUCUGGUCUAUCGAUCAACAUGUUACUUUCUCAUUAGCUCAUUUUGGAGACAUGCUUUAGGUUCAGUUAUAUUGAAUUAUCAUUAUGGUCAUAUUCCCUACACAUGAGAGAGCCAGACAGAAUGUUUUGACAUUGCAUCACCAUACCCAAAGUGGGGCUCAUCCACACCCUGCAUGUACUAGAGUUUUAUUAAAGGGAUAUUUCUGGAUUUUGACAAUGAGGUCCUUUAUCUACUUCCCAAGAGUCAGAUGAACUUGUGGAUACCAUUUUUAUGUCAACGUGUCCAGUAUAAAGGAAGCUUGAGGUAGUUUCGCGAGCCAAUGCUAACUAGCGUUAGCACAAUGACUGGGAGCUAACAGA